AUGUUUAGCUGCUUCUAUUUAAAAGACUAUGGAAAAAAUGGAGUCAACCGUCAGAGUGAAGCAGAGCUGCUCUUCCAGACUUUAGAAAGGACUUCUGUCUGGACUCACAGCGAGAGUGUUUCAAUGUCAGACUUAGAAGACGACAGCAGCGUUGAAUCUCGGCCAUGUUCUCCAUCCGGUGUCCUUUCGGCCAGACUGACGGUGGUGGUGGAGGACACUCACUUCUCCGAGGAGAAGACAUUGUUGGUGCAGAGUUGCGAUUAUUUCCGUGCGCUCUACCGCUCCGGGAUGAGGGAGUGUCGCCAGGAGGAGAUCCACCUGAAGUCUCUGCACGCCCGAGGCUUCUUCAUCGUCCUGGCGGUCUUACGAGGUGAGGCGCCCGGUUUGGACGCAGACGACAUCGUCGAAGCCAUCGAGUGCGCCGCUUUUCUGCAGGUGGCGCUGCUGACCAAGCACUUGGUCCGCCUCAUCGACUCGGACAACUGUUUGCUCAUGUUACACACGGCUGCCACCUUUGGCCUCUUGGACCUGUGCCACGCCGCCGCGCUGUACAUCCGAAAUAUGUACGCUGACCUGGAGGCCGAGGUCAGGAAGACCUUAUCGCCUGAGCUGAUUUCCUUCGUGGAGUCGCUGAGCCCGAGCGCUUUUGUGGCCGUCGGCGCCCAUGUGACCUGCGGCACGGGCGAAAGCGUUCACGCGGCCUCAAGAACUGUCUGUUACUUGGAUGAAACUGGGAACACCUGGAAAACUCUGACGGAUCUUCCGCUGGAGGCCAGCACCUCCAUGGCGGGUGUGGCCGUCUUGGACAACAAGCUCUACAUCGUAGGCGGCGUUCACGGCGUCCACAAAGAUGUUGUCGACGCCAGUUUCUGCUACGAUGUUUCCAAAAACAGCUGGAUGCAGCUCGCUGGUCCGAUCCAGCAGCGCUUCAACCUCAGUCUCCUGGGACAAGACGGCCUCUUGUACGCCAUUGGAGGAGAGUACAAUCGGGCAGUGAUGUCAUCAGUGGAGGUAUUUGAGGUCAGUACCGGCCAGUGGCGCUUUGCCGCUCACCUGCCUCGGCCGGCUGCAGGGGCGGCGUGCACCAAAACCAUGGGGAGGAUUUUUGUGUGCCUGUGGAGGCCCAUGGAGACCACAGAGGUCUACGAGUACGUCCCCAGCAUGGAUGAAUGGUGCCUGCUCACCAAGCUGAUCCGACGCCAGAGCUACGGCCACUGCAUGGUGGGCCACAGGGAUGACCUGUACGUGAUAAGGAACGGGCCGUCGGACGACUUCCUGAGGUGUAUGAUGGACUGCUACAACCUGAGCACCGGUCAGUGGACCGCUCUGCCGGGGCACUUCGCCAAUAGCAAGGGCUCGCUCUUCACCGCCGUGGUCCGAGGGGACUCGGUCUUCACGCUCAACAGAAGCUGCACUCUGGAGUACGUCGUCAGCGGGAAAACGUGGAAACCCAGACGCCAGAUGAAAGGUUUCCCGCGAAGUGGAUCAGUGUGGACGUUCCUGCUACAGAUCCCAAAUGAUCUAAAUGACUAA
This is a messenger RNA of Nerophis lumbriciformis (worm pipefish), 1533 nucleotides long. It is a transcript of the gene kbtbd13b, whose product is annotated as kelch repeat and BTB domain containing 13b. Gene Ontology annotation, molecular function: protein binding. Lineage: Eukaryota; Metazoa; Chordata; Actinopteri; Syngnathiformes; Syngnathidae. The record is from RefSeq and is a predicted model, not a curated record.